GAGGAGGCGGCCGCCGCCUGGCCCGAGGUUUGCUCCUCGUCGUCGUCAGUGCGCGUCGAGGAAGGAGGGGCUGAGAGCCGCCAGCGCGUUGCUGCCUCACGAUGCCUUCAAUUAAACUGCAGAGUUCUGAUGGAGAAAUAUUUGAGGUUGAUGUUGAAAUUGCAAAGCAGUCUGUAACAAUCAAGACUAUGUUGGAAGAUUUAGGAAUGGAUGAUGAAGGGGAUGACGAUCCUGUUCCACUUCCAAAUGUUAAUGCAGCUAUAUUAAAAAAGGUGAUCCAGUGGUGCACCCACCAUAAAGAUGACCCACCUCCUCCUGAGGAUGAUGAGAACAAAGAGAAACGAACAGAUGACAUCCCUGUUUGGGACCAAGAAUUUCUUAAAGUAGAUCAAGGAACUCUUUUUGAACUUAUCCUGGCUGCCAACUACUUAGACAUCAAAGGUUUACUUGAUGUGACAUGCAAAACUGUUGCAAAUAUGAUUAAGGGGAAAACACCAGAAGAAAUCCGCAAGACUUUCAAUAUCAAGAAUGACUUUACUGAAGAGGAAGAAGCUCAGGUACGCAAAGAGAACCAGUGGUGUGAAGAGAAGUGAAGUCUUGUGCCUGACACCUAACACUGUAAGGAUCGUUCCAAAUACCAAGUUGCACUGCUCUGUUUAUAAUUGUUAAUAUUAGACAAAUGCAGCAGCAAAUGAAGUUAUACUAGUAGAGUGGUGUUCUCUGCAUGUGUAAUGUUUGAAUAUAGAUUUAAAAUUCUAUGGUUGAGUUUUUACCAGUGUAAUCUGAUGUCCUUACUUUUUCCUCUGCUCUGAAUAAAACUGAACUAAGUGUGGA
Euleptes europaea (tarantolino) is the source of this 834-nucleotide messenger RNA. RefSeq names its product S-phase kinase associated protein 1 (gene SKP1). Lineage: Eukaryota; Metazoa; Chordata; Lepidosauria; Squamata; Sphaerodactylidae. The transcript is spliced from 6 exons. Gene Ontology annotation, biological process: SCF-dependent proteasomal ubiquitin-dependent protein catabolic process. Gene Ontology annotation, molecular function: cullin family protein binding. Gene Ontology annotation, cellular component: nucleus; cytoplasm. Bases 102 to 593 code for a protein of 163 amino acids. The record is from RefSeq and is a predicted model, not a curated record.